This is a messenger RNA of Oppiella nova, 1581 nucleotides long. Lineage: Eukaryota; Metazoa; Arthropoda; Arachnida; Sarcoptiformes; Oppiidae. The record is from the annotation of a GenBank genome assembly.
AGUUUUUUGGUAGUUAUUAUUUUUAGUUUUAAUAUAGUCUUAAAGCGUCUCUUUUAUUUGUGUCGUAAUAAUUGCUUUCAAUUAUAAUUUUUAAAAACUAUAUAUAUUUUUAAGCAUUUAGUCGAUAUAUUGUAUUAUAUAUAAAUGUAUGGUUUUGUCGAAACUAUCCAUUAUUUUCGCCCCUUUUCUCUCGUUUUUUUGUAUUCAUAUAUACUCUGAAUGUGAAUCUGAAUGACUGAACAAAACACACAAACGAUUUGAAUCUCGAAUUAAACCGAAAAAAUCUCGAAUAAACCGAAAUGAAUGUCUCGAACACUGAACUGAAUGAACACAUGAAUUGAAAACAUGAACACUUGAACGACAAUUGAAUGCCCGCUUUGGACGCCCAAUGAAUACACUGAUUGACUGGCUAUUGGUUGGUCGGGCGGACAGACACCGCGAGAACAGUCACACUCCAGAGCGACGAGCAUCGAGGAUGACGACGACGGACACCUCAUCUACAAGAAUGGAGAUGUCCUGCAAGAGAGAUACAAAAUCGUGUCCACUCUGGGAGAGGGAACGUUCGGUAAAGUGGUUCGUGUACUUGACUUCAGAAACCAACAAGUGAUGGCAUUAAAGAUCAUUAAAAAUGUGAAGAAGUACAGGGAUGCGGCCAAACUCGAGAUUAACGUUCUCGAGAAAAUGACACUAAAAGAUCCCACCGGCAGAAAGCUGUGCGUCAAGAUGUUGGACUGGUUUGACUAUCACGGCCACAUGUGUCUGGCCUUCGAGAUGCUCGGCCUAUCCGUGUUUGACUUCAUGAAAGACAAUAACUACCANGACUGGUUUGACUAUCACGGCCACAUGUGUCUGGCCUUCGAGAUGCUCGGCCUAUCCGUGUUUGACUUCAUGAAAGACAAUAACUACCAGCCCUACACACUGGAACAGGUGCGCCAUAUGGGCUACCAAUUGGUGUAUUCCGUUAAAUUUCUUCACGACAACCAAUUGACUCAUACGGACCUAAAGCCGGAGAAUAUAUUGUUUUUUGAUUCCGAUUACGAAGUCUUCUAUAACACCAAAAAAAAAAAGGACAUAAAACGGGUGAAGAGUACUCACAUAAAGCUCAUAGACUUCGGUUCGGCGACCUUUGAUGACGAACACCACUCGACAAUCGUGUCCACCCGUCACUACAGGGCACCGGAAGUCAUACUCGAGUUGGGGUGGAGUCAGCCGUGCGACGUCUGGAGCAUUGGCUGCAUAUUAUUUGAAUUGUAUUUAGGUAUAACACUGUUUCAAACGCAUGACAAUCGCGAGCACCUGGCUAUGAUGGAGAGGAUACUGGGGCCCAUUCCCUAUAGGAUGUGCCGCAAAACCAAAACGAAUUACUUCUAUCACGGAAGGCUCAGUUGGGACGAGAAGUCGUCGAACGGGCGGUACGUACGGGAGAACUGUAAGCCACUGCUCCGGUACAUGACGGUGGACGACGAGGAGCACCGGGCGCUGUUCGACCUGAUCGGCCAUAUGCUGGAGUACGAGCCCAGCCAUCGGCUCACUCUGAAGGACUCGUUGGAGCACCAGUUCUUCCGUAAGCUUCCGCUGGAA